GGUAUAGCGCUGACCAACAAUGUAGCUUAGCUGCGACAUGGCGGGGUUUCGAGAAGUUGGUCGGCAACAUUUCCCGCUAGAGGAUAUUCCGUCUAUUGUGAGAUUAUUCAAGCAACAAUUAGAAAGUUCAUCUGAACCUGACUUGGCGCUGUUAUCCAUUGUUGUUGGGGCAGUUGAGAAUUCGUUGACAUGUAGUAGGAUGUUAACUGUGCAGAAGGAAACGGACACGUUGGGUGAACCCAAGCUGCCCGCUGUCGAAUAUCAUAUUGCAGAAGCUUUGUAUUCCAAAUUUCAUGCCAUAAUCAAAGGUGCUGUGGACUUAACACAGUACAGUGGCAGUAAGUAUGCCACAAGAGAGCUUGUUAAAAAGGUAUCAGAUGUAGUCUGGAAUUCGUUAACAAGGAGUUAUUAUAAAGACAGGGCUCACUUGCAAAGUCUCUACAGCUACUUGACAGGAAACAAGUUAGACUGUUUUGGAGUGGCAUUUGCAGUGGUGGCUGGCUGUCAAGUGCUUGGCUACCAAGAUGUUCAUCUGGCAUUGUCUGAAGAUCAUGCAUGGGUUGUUUUUGGGGAAGGAGGAUCAGAAACCGCUGAAGUCACAUGGCAUGGAAAAGGGAACGAAGACAAACGUGGUCAGCCAGUUGGCCCUGGCAUGGGUUCAAGAUCAUGGUUAUAUGUGAAUGGUUGCCCUGUAAUUUGUACAAGGCCCAUGGAGGUUGCAGCAUUGGUGUCUGCUAUCAAUCCAAGUUUAAGUUCAUCAAGUGAUGCUAUGGAAGUUGCACUUCUUCAGCAAGAACUUCUUUGGCUGCUUUAUGAUCUGGGUCAUCUUACACAUUAUCCGAUGGCUAUAGGAAACUUAAGUGAUUUGGAAGAAGUGAGCCCCACGUCUGGACGUCCUCCGUGUUCCACCUUAUUUCAAGAGGCAGCCAUCUCAGCAAGAACAUACUAUAAAAAUCAACAUGUGUAUCCCUACACUUACCAAGGUGGUUACUUCUACCGACAUAAAAUGUACAAAGAAGCGUUUCAAAGUUGGGCAAAUGCUGCUGAUGUUAUCAGGUUGUAUAAUUACUCUCGAGAUGAUGAAGAAAUUUACAAAGAGUUCUUGGAGAUUGCUAACGAGUUGAUUCCACACAUCAUGAAGGUGGUGAGCUCAGGCCAUAGUGCUCGCUCAAUCCUUAAGGAUCCUGAAUGCUUUGCGCAUCUUCUCCGCUUCUACGACGGGAUAUGCCAAUGGGAAGAGGGAAGCCCUACACCGGUGUUGCACAUCGGCUGGGCAAAACCUCUCGUAAACACGAUUUCCAAGUUCGACGCUGACGUGCGCGCCCAAGUGAUCAUAGAAUGCCGUGGUGACGAAUCGAGCGAGGGGUUUGAAGGCGCUGCUGCCGAGCAUGACACAGAUGGGAAGGAUGAUGGAGGAAAGAAGGAAUUGCUUCUUACGCUACUCAAGGAGGACACCAGUUGUACAGAUGAAGAAGUUAUGAGUAACAACAAGAACAGCAGUGGAAGAGAUGUGGCAGGAGAUCCCAAGUACCUGAAUAACGAGUAUCUAAACAACAAUAAUUACUGCAAGACGAGGGAGGGAGGUGUUGGCAACAGUACACGGGACAUCAUACGAACACUGGAAUCAAAAGUUAUCGGAGAAGAGGCAGGUAAACAGAAGUCGCAAGGAGGCGCUGAGGUGUUGGCUCCUCACCCAAGCAUCGCUGCGCUCACAGCUGCAUGCGGUGAAAAGAUACUUAACCCAGAGUAUCUUCUGCAGGGCGGUGGUGAGCCGUUCGUAGGAGCAGGCAGCAUCGCUUCGGAGCCUAAAGUAACCACAGUACCAACAUCAAAUGGAGCACACAAUCCUGGCCCUUCGAAACAGAACGCAUCCCUUGGCAGUGGAAAUGUAAGGGUUCGAGAUCAGUCUGAGCUUAAGUCCCCAGGCAGACCGAGACUUACAUUGCACAGCCAGAAGAUGAAGGGUCUAAAAGACCUGUUACUAGCAGAAAAAUUGAACACUCAUGCCAUUUCAUUGCAGCUUACUGCACAGUCCCAGGUGCAGGUUAGUAGGAAAGGCCGAGGAAGUCGACGAUCGAGUGACAUAUGUCUUCGUAACGCACUAGACAAAAAAACGUGCAAACCGAGUAAUUAG
Molecule: messenger RNA, 2134 nt
Organism: Zootermopsis nevadensis
Lineage: Eukaryota; Metazoa; Arthropoda; Insecta; Blattodea; Termopsidae
Gene: Mnn1
Product: menin 1
Biological process (GO): regulation of transcription by RNA polymerase II; negative regulation of cell cycle; negative regulation of cell population proliferation
Cellular component (GO): histone methyltransferase complex; chromatin; nucleus
Molecular function (GO): Y-form DNA binding; transcription cis-regulatory region binding; chromatin binding
Source: RefSeq, a predicted model, not a curated record